This is a messenger RNA of Ipomoea triloba (trilobed morning glory), 3170 nucleotides long. RefSeq lists its product as uncharacterized. The record is from RefSeq and is a predicted model, not a curated record. The transcript has a single exon. Bases 597 to 3149 code for a protein of 850 amino acids. NCBI's taxonomy places the organism in Eukaryota, Viridiplantae, Streptophyta, Magnoliopsida, Solanales, Convolvulaceae.
AAAUACAAUUUUCUUCUUCAAUUCUCUGCAAUAUUCUUCUCCCCUAUCCCUUUUUCUGCAAAACUCUACCCUUUUCUUCUUUGUUAUUCUGCCUUUAACCCUCAUGUUCUCACAUUUUGGUAUCAGAGCCCCUUUCCUGAGCUAUUAUGGUAACCAAUGAAGAGAGGUUCAGAGCACUACAAGAAAAACAAAAUGAGUUUGAUGAGAGGUUGGAGGCCACAAGACUGGAAGUGCAAGCUUCCAGAGAAGAAGCAAAAACAAACUCAGAUAGUAUGAUGAAAGCUUUGACAGACAUGAGAGCUGAAAUGAUGGAUUUAUUACGCCUCAAUAGGCCUACAGCACCGGUAAUGGAGACACCUCCUAAUGGUUCUACAGUUUAGGGGAGAGGAAAUGUGACCCCUAUCACACAUAACUCUCCCAGUCCAGAGAGGGGGGAAUACAGCCAGGAGCAGGGAAGAAGACAAAUCCGAACAGCCAAUCCCCAGCCUCAGGCUCUAAACCCUCCUAUUGCUCAAGAAGAACCAUUCCCUGAGUUUCAAAACCAGGCACCAAGACCAAGGAUUGAAUUUCCAGAUUUUGACUACCUAAAUCCAAGGAUGUGGAUAAGGAGGGUGGAAAGGUAUUUCAUGAUUUCUCAAACUCCACCAGUAUUUUAUUUAGAUUAUUUGACAGUAAAUCUGUCAAGAAAGGUAGAGAUCUGGCUAGAAGGGUAUUUAAGCAAUCUGAGGGGUGGAUUUAAUUGGGGACACUUCGUAGAAGCUGUUUGCAGAAGAUUUGGCCCUGGUACUGUUUCUAUAGAUGAAGAAUUCACAGUUCUAAAACAACUGGGGGGUGUGGAAGAAUUUACUGACAAAUUUGAAGAAAUGAGAAGCAUGUUACUUCAAGUGAGACCUUAUUUAACAGAUGAAUAUUUCUUAGGAAAUUAUGUGUGCAGGCUCAAACAGGUGAUCCGAUGCUUUGUGAGGUCAGCCAAACCAGAAAAUCUUGAGGAUGCCAUUUGGCUAGCUAAAAACUUUGAACAAGGGGUGAAGUCCAAUGAAUUCUUCCCUAAAAAUUCACUACAACCAAGGAAUUCGGUAAUGAGAACUGCUGAAAACCGUGUGCAGGAUGGUCCAAGAAUCAACAAUACAACCAGAAAUGUUGAGAUGGAUAAACUUAGGGAGCAGAGAUUAUGCUUCAACUGCAAGGAAAGGUGGCAAUAUGGCCACAAGUGCAAACCUAAGGGUCAUAUGGCUUCUGCUGAAGGGGGUGAGGAAGAUGACAUCCAAGAACAGGAUCAAGCGAACCCAACUCCACUAAGUGAAGAAUGUGUAGAAGAAGCUGAAGUCUCUCUCAAUGCAGUAGUUGGGGGAGAGGGUAUCAACACAAUUAAGUUACCAGGAUCAAUUCUCAAAAGGGAUAUCAUUAUAUUGGUGGAUUCUGGAAGCACCCACAGCUUUGUUGAUCCAGCUUUGACUCAUAAUCUCAGGUUGAAAGCACACAAGGUGCAGCCCCUGGUUGUAACUAUAGCAAAUGGGGAAAGACUAUUAUGUGAUGAGAUGAGUGGACACAUAGAAUGGAUUAUGCAAGGAGAAUCCUUCCGAAAGUCCUUUAGGGUGAUGAAAUUAGGGGGCUGUGACAUGUUGUUGGGAAUGGACUGGAUUGAUUUGUUUGCUCCUACUGAACUGCAUACAAGGCCCUUAAGUAUAUCAUUUCACAAAGAUGGGAGAAGAAUUAAACUCAAAGGAAUAACUCCCAAGAAGGGGCUAUUGGAGGCUAGCAAAAAGGAGGUGAAAAAUUGGCAAAGACAAGGAGUGAAGGGAUUUUUAGUUUCGUGUAUUGAGAAGGAACUCCAAGGGAACUCCUAUAACAUUGAAGUGACAAGAGAUCCUUUAGUCUUGACACCCACCAAGAUUGAGGAGACACUGUCAGAAUUCUCAGAAUUAUUUCAGGAACCUAAAUCACUGCCUCCUACUCGGGCUUGUGACCAUACAGUUUCGUUAAUCCCCAAUCCUAUUCCAGUUAACAAAGGACCAUACAGGUACUCAUUUGAGCAGAAAAAUAUUAUUGAAAGAAUGGUGGACGAAAUGUUGCAGACUGGAAUCAUCAGGCCUAGUUCUUCACCUUUUGCCUCCCCAGUGCUUCUAGUACCUAAGAAAGACUCAACUUGGAGAUUUUGUGUAGAUUAUAGAGCCCUGAAUGCCAUCACCAUCAAGAACAAAUACCCCAUUCCUAUUGUGGAGGAUUUGUUCUCAGAAUUAGCAGGAUCCCGAUUUUUCUCUAAGGUGGAUUUGAGAUCUGGAUAUCAUCAGGUGCGGAUGAGGGAAGGAAAGGAGUAUAAAACAGCAUUCAAAACGCACCAAGGCCUAUUUGAGUUCACUGUAAUGCCUUUUGGUCUCACAAAUGCGCCCGCUACCUUUCAAGCACUAAUGAAUUCCGUGUUUAAGCCACUUCUAAGAAGGAGUGUGCUGGUUUUCUUUGAUGAUAUUUUGAUUUACAGCCCCAACUUUGAGGAACACUUGCAGCAUUUGAGGGCAGUAUUCAAAAUAAUGAGGGAGCAGCACUUGUAUGCCAAGCUAAGUAAGUGUUCCUUUGCUCAACAUCAAAUAGAAUACUUAGGGCACAUCAUAUCUGUGGAAGGUUUACAAACUGACCCUGAAAAGAUUAAAGCUGUUAUGAGUUGGCCCAAGCCUAACACUGUCACGGAGCUUAGAGGGUUUUUGGGAUUAACUGGAUACUACAGGACGUUUGUGAAGGGCUAUGGGAGCAUCUGCAAGCCUCUCACUAAUUUAUUGAAGAAAAAUGCCUUUAGUUGGGACCAAGCUGCAGAUAUAGCUUUUGAAGAAUUAAAACAGGCCUUGUGCACUGCACCUGUAUUAGCCUUACCCAACUUUGACUUGGAAUUUGUUGUGGAAUCUGAUGCUUGUCAUAAGGGAAUGGGGGCAGUUCUGAUGCAGGAGGGGAGACCCAUUGCCUACUACAGUCAAGGAUUUAAUUCUAAGCACUUAGGAUUAUUUAUUUAUGAGAAGGAAUACCUCUCCAUAAUCAAUGCUGUGGAUAAAUGGAGAGCAUACCUCAUUGGGAGGCACUUUGUGAUAAAAACAGACCACCAAAGUCUAAAAUUUUUGCUAGAACAGAAAAUUACCACAGCACUGCAGCAGAAAGGCUAAGUCAAGUUAUUGGGACUAGAU